Molecule: messenger RNA, 5415 nt
Organism: Oldenlandia corymbosa var. corymbosa
Lineage: Eukaryota; Viridiplantae; Streptophyta; Magnoliopsida; Gentianales; Rubiaceae
Source: the annotation of a GenBank genome assembly
AUGGCUCGUUAUUCAACUUUUGGUGGCAGUGAUGGUACCGGUGCCGGUGCCGGUGCCGGUACCGGUACCGGUAUUCCUGUCGGCAUAAGCCUUUCGAAUUCAGUCCACUCAGAAGUCGCGUCUUGCUUGCCGCUGCCAUCUCUUCCAGUAUUCUGCGGCGCGCUUGAUCAAGAACUCCGGCUGUUUGAUGAGCAGCAGAGCGCUGGUUCGAGAUCGUGCAACCGAAGGGACGUUGUUAAACACGCUGGCAAGAUUGCUGAGCUGCUUCGCGACUGUGACGUUUCUUAUUUAAAUCUUAGACCUGAUGUGUUUCCUCAACCUUAUGGUAUGGCGGGACAUCACGAACUUUGCAAUGAAGUUUUAAGAUAUAAUUCUGAAGCGUUUAACUGCCUCGCUCCAGGUCCUUCAAAUGAACCAGUUCCCAACGGUAAUUUCGCUGAAUCUAUACCUCCUGAGAUGAAUGUAUCUUUCCCUGACAAGUUCGACGGAGACACUUCUGAAAAUCAGAGUCACCAGCACACUGAUGAAGGAAAUCUUAGCCAUCAGCAUGAUCAUGUCACAGCAAGUGAUGAGACUAAUCAUUCCAGAAAACCUAAGGUCAGGAAGAAAGUAAAAGACAGUCUAUCACCAACUAUGCCUGAUACUAUUCAAUGUCAAGAAGCUGUCAUUCGGAGCUUCUGUGAAGUAUUGGAGGAUGUCUGCAGCAGAUCAGAGAUUCUCAGUGAUGAUCGGGAAGAACCUGAAUGGUUACCAUUGACUUUUGGUGAUCUUAAAGUUGUCGUUAGUGAAAUUAUUUCCAUUCGAGCAAAAAAGUUACUUCAUUUGGUUCCCAUAGACGCUCUUUCAAGGUUGUUGAGGGUUUUAGAUCAUCAGAUUCAUCGAGCAGAGGGUUUGUCUAUUGAUGAAUGUGAUCAUUCAGAUUCUGAAGUGAUGACAUCUAUUUGGGUUGCUUUGGAAUCCAUUCAUGCGGCAUUAGGAGUUAUGGCCAAUGUCGACAUGCCUAAACAAAUUUAUAAAGAAGAGAUCAUUGAAAGGAUUGUGGAGUUCUCUAGGCAUCAGAUCAUGGAUAUUAUGUCAGCUUGUGAUGCAUCAUACCGUGCAUUGCAUAAACAAAAUGAUAAUGGUGCUCUUGAAGAUGAUGAAGAUGAAGAAGAUGAUGAGGAGUUUGGUUCAGCUACCAAAAAAAGGCGCACUACAAGGAAUGUCAAAGUGCGAAAAUCAGCUACCAACAAGGCAUCUGCUGCUGUCAAUGGUAUACUGCAGAAGCUUUGUACCAUUAUUGGGUUUCUUGAGGAUUUAUUAUCAAUUGAGCGACUUUCAGACAGUUGUAUCCUCCAGCUCAUCAGGACUAGUUUUACAACCCUUUUAGUGGACAAUAUCCAUCUCUUGCAGCUCAAAGCUAUCAGUUUGAUUAGCGGGAUAUUUCAUUCCUACGUUCCGCAUCGUGCAUAUGUGAUGGACGAAGCAGUGCAAGUUCUCUUGAAGUUGCCAUUCUCAAAACGUGUGCCAAGGACUUAUCAUCUUCCUGAUGAAGAGCAAAGGCAGAUUCAGAUAAUCACUGCAUUGCUGAUUCAAAUAAUUCACUGCAGUGCUGAUCUACCUGAAGUUUUAAGGCAAUCAACUGGAGUUCCUUCUCUGGAAGUCUUUGUUGAUGCCAACUAUCCUCCUAAAUGUCAUGAGGCUAUCACAGAAUCUUGCUGUCUUUUUUGGAGUCGAAUUCUUCAGCGGCUUACCGGGUCCAAAAAUCAGGAUUCUUCAGAGUUGAAGUUGAUGAUUGAAAAUCUUGUUGUUGAUUUGCUUGCUACUCUAAAUCUCCCUGAGUUUCCUGCUUCUGCUACAAUUUUGGAGGUUCUUUGUGUCCUCCUCCUUCAGAAUGCUGGAUUAAAAUCAAAGGAUAUUGCUGCCCGUUCUAUGGCCAUUGAUCUACUUGGUAUUAUAGCUGCCCGGUUAAAGCGUGAUGCUGUACUUUGCAGGAACGAAAAGUUUUGGAUUGUUCACCAAUUAAUAGAUGCUGAGAAUUUAUAUCCUACCGAUGCAUGUUCUGUUUGUUUGGAUUCAAGGAUAGACAAGCAACAUUAUGCUUGUCAAGGAUGUCAAAGACUAUUUCAUGUUGACUGCCUUGCAGUAGGCGGGGAUGUGGGUUCUAUUCAGAGUUCUUUCUGUCAUAUCUGUAUUUGCACCAAACAGCUUCAUGUGUUAAAAUCAUACAUAGAAGCCCAGGGCAAGGGCGAUGAGAAAAUGAACCGUAAAGUUGAGUCUUCCUGCAGUUCCGAAGUUACAAAUUUAGAGAUUCUUCAACAAAUGCUUCUUAAUUACCUUCAAGAUUCUGGUUCUUCGUACUCAAAUCUUUUUACUCGGUGGUUCUAUCUCUGCCUAUGGUUGAAAGAUGACCCGAAUUCUCAAGAGAAAUUUCUCUAUCAUCUCUCAAGAUUGAAGUCAAAAGCCAUUCUGCGUGAUUCUAGUACUGUUUCACCAUUUUUGCGAAGGGAUGCCGUGAAGAAGAUUACUUUGGCAUUGGGGCAAAAUAGUUCUUUCUCAAGAGGAUUUGAGAAGAUUCUUCAAUUGCUUCUGGCAAGUCUUCGAGAAAACUCUCCUGUGAUUCGUUCAAGGGCACUGCGAGCAGUCAGCAUAAUUGUUGAAGCUGAUCCAGAAGUGUUGGGUGAUAAACUUGUUCAAGCAGCAGUUGAAGGGAGGUUUUGUGAUUCUGCUAUAUCUGUUCGAGAAGCUGCCCUUGAAAUUGUUGGAAAGCAUAUUGCUUCGCAUCCUAAUGUUGGUUUGAAGUAUUUUGAGAAGGUGGCAGAAAGAGUUAAGGACACAGGAGUAAGUGUGAGAAAACGUGCUAUCAAAAUCAUCCGGGACAUGUGCACGUCAAACCCCAAUUUUCCGGAAUUUGCGUCUGCUUGCAUUGAGAUUCUUUCCCGUGUUAAUGAUGAAGAAUCCAGCGUACAGGAUCUUGUAUGCAAGACAUUUUUUGAGUUUUGGUUUGAGGAAACUUCGGGUGCACAGAGUCAUCAUUAUGGAGAUGGAAGCUCUGUUCCGUUAGAAGUGGCCAAGAAAACUGAGCAGAUAGUUGAGAUACUGAGAAAGAUGCGUGGUUAUCAACUUUUGGUAGCUGUCAUUAAGCGUAACAUAGCCCUUGAUUUCUUUCCACAGUCUGCUAAAGCUGCUGGUAUCAACCCUGUCUCCCUUGCUUCGGUGCGUCGUCGAUGUGAGCUUAUGUGUAAGUGCCUGCUGGAGAAAAUAUUACAGGUAACCGAAAUAAAUAAUGAGGAGACAGAUGUCAGCAUGCUCCCGUAUGUCCUGCUCUUGCAUGCCUUCUGUCUGGUUGAUCCUGUGUUAUGUGCACCGUCAUCUGAUCCUUCGCAGUUCGUUGUCACUCUGCAGCCAUAUUUGAAAUCUCAGGCUGAUACUCGAGUUUCUGCCCAGUUACUGGAGAGCAUCAUCUUUAUAAUUGAUUCUGUUUUGCCUUUGCUUCGCAAACUUCCUCCAAGUGUUGUUGAAGAACUCGAACAAGAUUUGAAGCAAAUGAUUGUCCGACAUUCUUUCCUGAGUGUUGUUCAUGCUUGCAUCAAGUGCUUGUGCUCUUUAAAUAAAGUGUCAGGGAAAGGUGCAAACGUGGUUGAGUAUCUUAUUCAGCUAUUCUACAAACGUCUCGAUGGCUUGGGGUUAGAGCACAAGCAGCAAGUAGCACGUUCACUUUUCUGUCUUGGGUUGCUGAUACGAUACGGGUUCCCUUUGCUUAAUGCAACCGGUUCCAGCUACAAAAGUAUAGCUGUUGAGAGUAGCUUGAACUUGUUUAAAAAAUAUCUUCAGGCUGAGGACUUUGUCAUCAAGGCUAGAGCACUGCAGGCCUUAGGCUAUGUAUUGAUAGCUCAGCCUGAGUGCAUGUUAGACAAGGAUGUUGCGAAAAUUCUGGAGGCUACACUCUCUUCCAGUACGGAUGCUCGUCUCAAGAUGCAAUCAUUACAAAAUGUGUACGAGUAUCUUCUUGACUCGGAAGCUCAGCUGGAGGCUGAUAAAUCCAGUGCUGUAGAAGAUAUGACGGAUGGUGGCCAGAGUGUACCGGUAGCUGCAGGCGCAGGUGAUACUAAUAUUUGUGGUGGAAUAGUUCAGUUGUACUGGGAUCUAAUCCUUGGGAGGUGUUUGGAUGUGAAUGAACAAGUACGCCAAUCUGCUUUGAAGAUUGUCGAAGUUGUUCUGCGUCAAGGUCUUGUUCAUCCUAUUACAUGUGUGCCUUAUCUCAUAGCACUUGAAACAGAUCCUCAGGAGGCAAAUUCAAAGCUUGCUAAUCAUUUGCUGAUGAACAUGAAUGAGAAGUACCCAGCUUUCUUUGAAAGCCGUCUUGGAGAUGGUCUUCAAAUGUCAUUUAUGUUCAUGCAAUGCUUAAAUCAAAAUUCUAGAGCUGAUUUGGGCCCAAAGUCUGUAUCUAAACUCUCUAGUAAUGUUAAAGGAAAAUCAGAUAGUGGCUCGUUCGCCAAUGCAAAGCUUGGGGUUUCGCGAAUUUACAAGCUCAUUCGUGGUAAUCGGGUUUCAAGAAACAAGUUUAUGGCCUCAAUUGUGCGGAAAUUUGAUAUGCCAAGCUGGAAUGACUCGGCGAUUCCUUUUCUAAGAUACUGCACGGAAAUUCUGUCAUUACUUCCUUUCACACUACCUGAUGAGCCUCUUUAUCUAAUCUACUCUAUUAAUCGAGUUAUACAAGUUCGAGCUGGGAUACUUGAGGCAAAUAUGAAAGCCUCAUUGAAUCUCUUGCAAGGGAAAGUGAUCGAAAUUAGUCCAAAUGGAGACAUUCAGCCCAAGCCACCAUUAUUGGAUGACAACAAUAAUUGUAGUGAAGCAGCAGAUUUGAAUCAAAGAGCCUUGGAAGACUUAAAUGUGGAAGGAUUACCUAGACAUGCAUCAGUGGAUUCAGAAAUGCCAGACGUCACUGUGGGCAAUUCUGUUUGUACACCUGUAUUUGAUCAGCAAAAGGUUCAGGCAGAUUGCCUUGCUGCCAGUGCCUUGCAACUGCUUUUGAAGCUUAAGAGGCAUCUGAAAAUUGUAUACAGUCUAGAUGACACCCGUUGCCAGGCGUUUUCCCCAAAUGAACCUCCUAAACCAGGAGAGUUUCUCUCCAGGCAGAACAUACCUUUCAACAUUAGUGACAUGAACAUUGAUCAGCCUAGUAACUACGAGGAGUUUCUACAGAGAUACCAGGACUUUAAAAAUGCUUUGAAAGAAGAUACGGUUGAUUAUUCAACUUAUACUGCACAUAUCAAGAAGAAGCGCCCACCUUCAAGAAGAGGUGGAAGGUCAGGUCGUGCAUAUGUUGGAGAUGAUGAGGAUGAUGAAAAUGAUGACGAUUGGGGAAGUGGAAUGAAGAGGGUAAAUAGCAGCGGAAGAAAAGUGUACAACAGUAGAAGUAGACAGCGGUUGUAA